Prosopis cineraria is the source of this 689-nucleotide messenger RNA. RefSeq lists its product as uncharacterized. Bases 142 to 495 code for a protein of 117 amino acids. The transcript is spliced from 2 exons. The record is from RefSeq and is a predicted model, not a curated record. Lineage: Eukaryota; Viridiplantae; Streptophyta; Magnoliopsida; Fabales; Fabaceae.
UCAUUUCCCUGCAAGGAAUCUUAUUCAAAGACCUCAAAAUGAAAUUACCACCACUAAAUUCACUAUAAAUAUUGACCAACUAAAGAGCCUCUCCACAAACCACCGAUCAAAAUUGCAGUUGAUUCAUACAAAGAUUCAAACAUGAGGGUGACACCAGUUUUAUGUUUCUUUCUUUUGUCGCUCAUUGUUCUCAUGUAUUCAGCUUAUGGAAGUUCACUCGGUGCAGAAUCACAUUCACAAAAGCAGCCUAAGGUCAUGUAUGGUAUGAUCAACAGAUCAGGCAAACAAGACAAUCAAAGAAGAUAUCCAGCAUUGCAUGUUGUCCGACACAGAACAACUAUGAAGAGAGCCAAGGCAGUCUAUGGCGGUGCAAAUGACAUAAGGCAUCCGCGCAGGAGCAGUGCUCCCUCCUUGUCAAUCAAAAACUCAUCCUUGUUCAUGGCAGCCUUCAGGGAUCUCAUUUUUGGACUGCUACUUGCUUUCUGCUUCUAUUGAAAUCUCACUGAAUGUUCAUCAUAAAAGAAUCUACAGGCUCCAAACUGAAAAGCUAUUAUAUACGGUGCUACCGUCCUAAUUUUCAGUUGUUAUACCCUUGCUCUAAGCUUGUGCUCUGCAACUAAAUUUGAGUGCUAAUGGUGUAAACUAUCCUUCUGAUAUAAAUUUUUACCCUUUUUUCCCUCUUGAACAAA